Mizuhopecten yessoensis (Yesso scallop) is the source of this 7813-nucleotide messenger RNA. RefSeq names its product phosphatidylinositol N-acetylglucosaminyltransferase subunit A-like. Gene Ontology annotation, molecular function: phosphatidylinositol N-acetylglucosaminyltransferase activity. Gene Ontology annotation, cellular component: glycosylphosphatidylinositol-N-acetylglucosaminyltransferase (GPI-GnT) complex. The record is from RefSeq and is a predicted model, not a curated record. The coding region runs from base 297 to 1652 and encodes 451 amino acids. The transcript has 13 exons. Gene Ontology annotation, biological process: GPI anchor biosynthetic process. Lineage: Eukaryota; Metazoa; Mollusca; Bivalvia; Pectinida; Pectinidae.
AGAUACCAAACAUUCCUUUGACGUUGACAUUAUUCGUCUCCAUUAAGCUAACAAAGCUUUCAGUACUACAACGAGAAUUAAUAGGAACUCUUCUAAAUUGGAGGUAAAGAAGAGAAUACCGUUUCCGGGUAAACAUUUUGCAUGUGAAAACGCUAGUCCACUGGUUUAUUGACGAUGUAGAAGAGAUUCACAUGAUGAUUUGACGUACAAAGCAUGAUGACAUAGGUCUGAACAGAUCAUGGUACGGGGGCUGGUAAGGGAGAGAACUGUCAACUUGAUCCACACUGAUUGACGCCAUGAAACACAAUGUUUGCAUGGUGUCUGAUUUUUUCUUCCCAAACAUGGGAGGUGUGGAGAGUCACAUUUACCAGCUGUCACAGUGUCUGUUGGAACGGGGUCACAAGGUCAUUGUCGUCACCCAUUUCUAUGGCAACAGGAAGGGAGUCAGAUAUCUGACCAACGGUCUUAAGGUUUACUACCUACCAUUCCCAGCUUUCUACAACCAGUGUAUCUUGCCGACAAUCUUCACAACCUUUCCGUUGUUGAGGAACAUCUUCAUACGUGAGCACAUCACAAUUGUCCAUGGCCAUUCAGCUUUUUCGACACUAGCUCAUGAGGCUAUGUUCCACGCCAGGACCUUGGGACUGAAGGCUGUCUUCACCGAUCAUUCAUUGUUUGGAUUUGCCGACGCAAGCUCAAUCCUCACCAACAAAAUCUUACAGUUCUCAUUGGCUGAUUGUAAUCAUGUGAUAUGUGUGUCUCAUACAAGUAAGGAGAACACGGUGCUUAGAGCCAGUCUACAACCAGAUGUCGUGUCGGUUAUACCUAACGCAGUGGAUGCCACUACGUUUGUACCAGACCCAACUAAACGACAACCAGGCAAAAUCACCAUCGUCGUUGUGAGUCGGUUGGUAUACAGGAAGGGGAUGGACCUCCUGGCCGGUAUCAUACCCAUCAUCUGUCGGAGACAUCCUGAUGUACAGUUUAUUAUAGGUGGAGAUGGUCCUAAACGAAUUGUUUUAGAGGAGGUGAGGGAACAACAUGAGCUUCUUGACCGGGUUACUUUACUGGGAACACUGAAGCAAACACGGGUCAGAGAGGUGCUGGUUCAGGGUGACAUUCUGGUGAACACCUCGUUGACGGAGGCAUUUUGCAUUGCCAUAGUUGAGGCCGCUUGUUGUGGAUUACAAGUUGUCACUACGAGAGUCGGUGGUGUCCCAGAAGUGUUGCCUCCCGACCUUAUCUACAUGGCUGAACCCACAAUAUCAAGCUUACUGGAGUCUGUUGAGCGCGCUAUUGAAGAUCGUCGUCAAGGGAGGGAAGUACCACCAUUUGAAGCUCACAGAAGAAUCAUGUCACUAUAUACCUGGAGGAACGUGGCCAUGCGGACAGAGAGAGUAUAUGAUAUGGUUUGUUUAGAAGAACAAAGAGAAACGUCUACUAGACUCAAAAGUUAUUACCAGUGUGGUCCUCUAGCAGGGAAGCUGUUUGUCAUUGCUGCAGUGCUCAAUAUUUUCCUUUUGUUUAUCAUUGGAGUUUUACAACCAGCAAAGUUAAUUGAAAGAGCAGCCGAAUUUCCACGACCAUCAGUGAAACAUAGAGUAACGGAGAACAAUCACACUCUUAAAAAUAAAAAAGUAAAGUAUGCAUGAUGAUGUGAUAAGGUGCUAGCCUGUAACUACAUGAUAUAAUUAUAUCAUAAUUCAUAAUAUUUUAUCUAACGAACCUUUUGUUUAUUGCCUUUGAAAGAGGUCGAGUGAUAUAUGAACACUGUUUGUCGUUAAUUCUAAGAUGGAUUCCCGAUGAUUUUCAGGAUGUUCAAACCAUGUAACCAUGCUGUACUUUCUGUUAUGAAUUUUAACAUGGCUGUAUAGCCUACAGACAUUUUGAUAUAGGAGACAGUGGUUUUGUGUUUUAACUUGAAGGACUCUGCUCUCGAUAUGAAUUUCUUCUAUACACCCUUGGAAUAUGUCUAAAAAAAAGAUAAAAGGCUAUUUUUUGACACCCUGCAGAUGAUAAAAGUAAACCAGUCUGGCUUUGAUAAAGAUGGAAUGAAUCGCAGAUCAAAGGAAUCCCGUGACAGCAUGUAAGGCCUGUUAAUGCACAGGCUUUGACGUUGGGUGCAGCUCUUCUGUAAUUUAAAAUGGGAAUGACAUGAUACAUUCAAAGGGUUGUAAGAUAUGUAUUUCAAGAGCAGAACACUCGAUUAUAAUUCCCUAUAUGGCUAAAAGAAGAGAUUUUUUCAAAAAAGCAUCCCAUGAUUUACCUGUACCAUGACACGGAAUGUGUAGUCAAAACAUUCAUAAGUCACAUUUCAUUUUUUCAAAAGAACUACAAACAUUUUAUGGUAGAUGAGACUAUUUUCAAAAAAAUAAUCACAACAUUUUUUUUGUACUAUGAUAUGUACCUGGUAGUCAAAAUAUUCAUCAACAACUAUAUGUCACAUUUUCUUUAAUCAAAAGAACUACAUACUGUACAUAGUAUGGUAGGUGAAGGUUGUUCAACUAAAUGUUAGCUUCCUGAUUUGAUAUCUGCGUUCUAUGAGUUCAUUCUUAUUGCAGAACUUUUUUGUAUUAUUCUGCCACGUAUAUAAAAAAGAAGAGAAAGACAGAAUCAUGAAGGUAUCUGUAAAAAAUGUUGUAUAACAGUUAUGUUUUCUGAGACUAUUAUUUUCAUGAUUUCGACACAAUUAGCAGACUGUAAACACUUGCCAGUGUGAAAUACAUGAUUUAAGCAUCAUAUUGUGAAAUAAAUACAUCGUAAAUUUGAUGCAGAUGUGAAAGUUGAUAUGUUUAUUGUGUCUACCACUUGUCUUUCUAAGCUCAAUCAAAGUAUUUUUUUAAUUCAGCUGUAUGAGUCUUAAGAGAAUCAGGCUGUUGGAUAUUUACCCACUCCCCACUUACAAAUUGAAAUCCACUGAGUGAUAUUGAAAAGGCCUUUUCUGACGCUUGAAGCCAUCAGGCCAUGCUUUUUAUUGUGUGUAUGUUUUCUUCAGAACACUUAUGAGUUUGAAUCCUGUUGAGUGGUGUACAAGGAAACAUGUUGACUGAUGAUCAAAAUCUGAUGUCUAUGUUUACAUACAAUAAUCUUCUGAAGAUUAUUGAUAAUGAAAUCCAUCAAUGAUUUUUAUUAGUUGACAAAUACAUUCAUUAUGUGUCCCCUUCCAAUGCAGGGACAAUUACUGGUUAAUUUUUCGUUUCAAUUCUUUUUAUCAUAACCAUCAUUCCUAACCAUUCAUGAUACUUUGCUGAAAUUACAUUAAUCACACACAAGAGGUGUACCUUGUGUCAUAAUAUGGACACUGUAAUUUAACCUUAAAGUCUAAGGUUAAAUAAGUCCUCAAUUUUCGGGAGAAAACUCCCUAGGCCUUAACUUUUUUAAACCAUUAAAUAUAUGUUGAUGGAACUUGAAGUGUGCCAGUAUCAACGGCAGCAGUGAAAACAAUUGUACAUUGAUUAGGUCACUGUGACCGUCACAUCAAGGUCAAAUGUCAAAUACGUUAUUUGUUAACGAGUGGUUAUAUGGUUGAUAAAGCUAGAAGUAUACUUCCUCACUCACAGAAAUUAAAUGUCAUAUAAGUGUUCAAUAUAAGGUCAUCAAAAACAAAUAUUUACUAAAAUAUUUUGUAUAAAGCAGUGCACAUAUUACGCUAGUGUGUUCAAUUACAAGAGUGAUUUGGGUAAUAUUCAACAACAAUCUUAUAAAACCAGAUCUGUUAUUCCACUCCAACAAAAGAUCUGUUUUUAAUCAGAUGUAUUCAACAGCUAGAAGAGAAAACCAAUUUUACCUCAUUGAAACAAAUUUCUUUUUUACGUUUGAAAGCUUAUCCCAGACUUGUUGGGAAAUUACCUCCAAUUUCGAUCUUGUAAAAUUAAAUUAACUUACAUGUAAUAUGUCUUUGUAGACCAAAUGUUCAGACCAUAGUCAGUCUUCUUGAUGUUUUUAGGAAUUGGGUAUUUUUAUUUAUAAUUCCAAUGUUAAGUUUGGUUAGAAAGGUAAGGUGCUUACUUUUUUUAUUCAAUAUCAUGACAAUGAGAAUGCCUGAUGUUUUUUGUUGUUGUCUAUAUACAUUGUUCAUGUAUAUUUAUUGAUGUCAUGGUGCUUUUUUUCUAGCAUAAUAGUUGAAAGUUGACAUUUGCAUGAUAGAGCAAACGAAAAAUAUUUAGUGAAAGGAAAUAAGGUCAUCCAUCAAACCUCAGUCUUCUGAACAGUGACAAAUCCAGGAUAUGAAAUUUUGUCAGUGUAGCAAUCAAACAAAUAUGGCGGAUGGUCAACUUCCUGUUUACUAAAGGAGUGUCACGAUAUACAAUAAAAUCUUGUUAUUUUCCCGCCAUUUUUUUUAUUAAAUUUUGUUUUAAUUAUGCAAAGUUUGUUUGUAGUACUUUUAGGGCGACCUACAAAAAGGAUGUUAUUGGUAGGUGAGUAUCCAGUAUGAAAGCCUAAAUAGUUUUGAUACAUAACAAAUCGUUUGAUAUAAUAAAUAGCCAUACAGAACAAAUCGUUUGAUAUAAUAAAUAGCCCUUUACUCAAUUUGACUUAAAUUGGUGAUGUUAUGUUUUAUAAGGCUUGGUACAUAAUGCUCAAGGACCUAUACUUUAUGUGUCAACAGUUUCCUAAGGAUGUGCUUAUAUACCUUGAUUAGGUGUAAGUCCCACUUUUAUCAUAGAUCAUACUCAUCCAUUCUACAAAUUGAAAUUACUCUUGGUAAUAUGAAUACAAGUAUCCGUUCCGUCGAAUUAUAACUAUGAUUCCUUAGCUUAAUAAUUUCCACAGCAAAUUUAACAUUGUGUCUGGCGAAAUGAUGUCUGACAAAUAAUAUCUCAAUUACAGAACCUUGCAACCGAAGUCAUCCUUAGAAUCACAGAAUCCUUGGAUGUAGACCUACCAGCAGAUAUAUAUACAACUGUACUACAAAAAUAAGGAUCCUCGCCUGAACAGUCAAAAUAGUACCAGUAAAACAAAAUAGGAAGUAAAUAUCUUAGCCAGUUAAUGCUUUUUAAAAGUAAAAGCGUUCGGACGACGCCAUACCUAUAUAAAAACCCACCCUCGGUAAGACAACCACCUGUUCAAUAGCCUCCAAAUGGUCCGAUGCUAUUUAAAGAGACACGACUGCCAGUCAUGAUCAUAUCAUGUUUUUCAAUGCCUACUGUUCCAUUCUACAAAUUGAUCAUUUUUUGCAUCUUCUUUCCCAGAGAGUGGUUCAUAUCUGUAAUAAGUUGUAAUGCGAUUUUCUGAACUAAUAAGAAAACAAAACAAACUGGAGAUUCAUUUUUCUACCUAAUGCAAACAUAAAACAAAAUGAGGAUAUAUCUUCUUGGUGUAUUUUUAUAUUAAACUAGUCAAUUAAUAGAUAUACUUUAAAAAAAUCAAAUCUGGUUUUUAAUUCUGGACUUUUCUAGUGUAAUGACAAAUAUUCUUGACAUUUAUCAUGUAUAAUAUUUAAUGUAACAUAUAUUUUCGUAAUUUGCUUGCACUGCAAUUAAUAUCUUCAUUUUAUACCUUUUACAUAUAAUGAAAUGUAAUUCAAACAUGACAAAUUUUAUUAAUUGAUACUGCUGUGUUUCACUAUAAGAUUAUUUCAUGUCGAUGGGUGUAGGUUAGGGCAAUUCCUCCAAAGGGGUUUUCAAAUUGGAUAAAACUAGAGGCUUGCUGAGGGGUUUGCACCAAUUUGAAAAGGCAUUUUCUUAUUAUUUACCCGUGGGGAUGGAAAAGUAUUUUUUCUCUAAGUUCAAUUACCAGAAUUAGCUCUGAACACACAUGAAGGUAUCAAACUUUCUGCAUUGCAGUAUCAGAAUGUGCCCGAUUUGUUGACGUCCUGUUAUUGUUGUUCCGUUAUUGUGACAUCACGUUGGGGGCAAGAUAGAACAUUCCUAAUUCCCCUUUUUAUCCUGUCAUAUACCCACAAGAAUGAGAGAAAUGUAUCGUCAUAAUAAAUGCUGAUAUUGAUUUGAAGAUGGCAACAUACAUAUAUAUCUAUUCGAAGUAUAAGUGCAUGAAGUAUGUAAUAAAAUCGAUCCUGAGUUGGUCUUAUGAAUCUUGUUACAAAAGUUUCGUGAUGAGUGAGGUGAAACCUGCUUGUUUGGUGUUGUUAAGGAUAACAAAUUGUAUUAUCAGUCAGACCUGUCGUUUUGUUAGUUUAGUGUUUAUGGAAACAUAAAAUUGCCAUAUAGUGGUAUGAUACUGGAAGAUGUUUUCAUAUUGGUGCUUUUUCCUGUAGAACAUUAGCAUAUUGCUAAAGAUGCUUUACCACUGAUUUUUGAGAAUAUUUCACUGUUUGAAAUAUAUAUUUUGCAUUAUGAUUUUUUUUCCAGUAUCAGAGAUGUUCUAAAUAAUCCAUAAAUACCACUUUGGAAUGAAAAUUCAAAAGAAAAAUAUCAGAAGAAUAACAUCAUAUCUACACCGAAAUUCAUUAUGGAAACAGUCUUGACAUGGGCUGUUCCCAUGAUGAGUUUAUAUUCACGCCGUACACCAUACACCAUCAGUGUGGUUCAGUCUAUUGCAUAAAAGGUAACUCAGAGUUGUGUAUUUUUGAAUAGACUACAUGUUGAAGCACAAGGUUAAACCUGCGAUGCCUUUACUUGAAAGAAAUCCCGUCCUGUACCAAACAAAGAAAUUCCAAUGCUUUGAUAAGCAUAUCUAUCUGGAUGGGAUUUGAAAUAUAUGAGAAUGUAUUAAGAUAAUUUCAUAUAUCGUACUUUUUGUAUGUUAUAUUUAGUCAUUUUAAUACACGAGAACAAGGAAAAAGAAAAUACAAUGCUUGUUGAACCGACAAUCAGCGAUAAACUAUCUUGAAGGUGUAAUGUUGCUUUGUUUAAUAUAUCAAAGCAAGAAUUUUGUAGUGUAAUUUUUAUCACGUUUGUGGCAUCUGUUUUAUAUUUUUAACGGAAUCGGACAUUCAUCACUUACAUGUCAAAUUAAUUUAUUAUAUAUGUGUUGGUACUAUAUGUGUUUUAUCUACAAGUGUGCCAUAGUACUGAAUGCCAAAAGAAACUAUAUAUGAUACCUGUCUAUGUAUUUCAUAAACUAUCUGUUUAAUCAGGGAGUUAGGCUAUCUAAACACGUAGUGCACUAUAAGCUGACAUUGCCGGGUACAUUGUACAAUGUGUGAACUGCUAGUUAUCUUUCUGAAGAGUAACUUCCUACACACUGAUACCCUGAUAAACAUAGAUAAUAUUGAUUAUUUUAAAACGAACCUGUAAGCUUUCUGUUAUUUGGUAUAACAAAAUUCCGCUUAGAAAUGGCAAAACAAUGGUGGUUAGUGUUUUAAAAGUACAUUACGAUAAAUUAUUUACAUUUGUCCAUGUCCCAGGCCGAUGCUUUUUAAGCACCUCAGCCAUAUACUAGUUAGUACACAGAUAGAAUUGUACGAUUUGUUUUUGGAAAAUUAUAUGAUGUGGUGGCAUCUUUACUACACCAAUCUAUUCUCAUUAGAUGUGAUCAUUGAAGCUGGUCUAUAACCGACAGUGCGGCAGUGAUUUGCUUGAGAUGCGCUGCUUUCAGAACACAUGCAUGAAAGUUGAGUGUAGCGGCAUGCUAUCAAUACAUGUAAUAACAAAUGGAUAUAUAAAGUUCGUUUAUUAUCAUAACAUGUAGUAGUAUUUUAAAUUUAAUUUUGAGAUUGUUUUGAUUAUUUAUAAGCUUCUCGUAUUAUUUAGAUACAUAUUUAAUGCAUUCAUUACAGUUUUGUUGAUGACAUCUGUAAAACUAGUAACUAUUGUCAGUUUUUGUUUUUAUAUAGGUGAUUCAAGUCGUAAUUCAUUUCACUGUUUCGUAUAUUUUGUACCUACUACGAAAAUUGUAUAUUAAAUUUGAU